This is a messenger RNA of Penicillium mononematosum, 2967 nucleotides long. It is a transcript of the gene iml1, whose product is annotated as GTPase-activating protein IML1. Bases 1 to 2967 code for a protein of 988 amino acids. Gene Ontology annotation, molecular function: GTPase activator activity. Gene Ontology annotation, cellular component: GATOR1 complex. Gene Ontology annotation, biological process: intracellular signal transduction; positive regulation of autophagy; negative regulation of TORC1 signaling. The transcript has a single exon. The record is from RefSeq and is a predicted model, not a curated record. NCBI's taxonomy places the organism in Eukaryota, Fungi, Ascomycota, Eurotiomycetes, Eurotiales, Aspergillaceae.
AUGCCCAUGACAAACCAAAGAACUCCUGCCGGGUCAGUUUCCGAUGCCAGGAGCAUCACUUCUUUGAGUCCGUCAGAAACAGCAUCCACUACAUCAGUCUUCGAUGCACUUUCGACAUCUUCAACACCAGCCAAAUCCUCCCAGACUCCUGCUAAGCCGAUUUCAAUCAAAAUACCUCCCAAAAACCCACCAAAGGAAUCCGAACAUCCAGAAGAGGCAGGCCCCCAUGGAUCACUGCCGGUGGAAACGCCAGCGAAUGAAGUCGGUCGGAGCCAUGGUGAAGAUCAUCUGAACGACCACAAGAUCGAGAUCACUCUCAGCCAUAGUCCACACGAGCCACACUCGCGACCCUCCCCGAGCAAAGCUUUGUCUCCGUGGGUCCGAUCAGUCAACCCAUGCAAUACUCCUAAAGACGUGCUGCGAGAUACCAGUUGGUUCGGCCGUUGGCAACAUGCGUAUCCUCGCCCUCCACAUGUGGCCGUGGUAAAGUGGAAGAGCUUGAAGUCUCCCGCGGUGCUUCCAUUGACGACGGAAGAAUUUCCGACAGCCAGUGUGCUUGCUUCAGACUAUCUACAGACACCGUAUCGUGUCUUCCCAAAUGAAGAUUCCGAAGGCAUUGAAGCACCAAAGACACGCGGAGUCCUUUUACGAGAAAUGAUCUCGCUGCGGCUUUCUCAUGGCUUCCAAAUCGUUGUUGGAAAGCAUGUGGCCGAAGUGUCCUCACAGCCCGCCCUUGGAUCAUUGAACGUCUUCGAUCUCCGAGGUCUAGAGCGCGAUGGGCUUACAAUGUUUCUCUCCAAGGGCAACACGAUUCACCGACUUGUCUGCAUCCAGGGGGGAGAAGUUGAAGUGACCCGCUUUACGCAUCAAAACUCUGCGGUGGUCACUUCUCCCAGGAGGCCUACCUUUACUCUUUAUCAACCGGCGAUGAAAACAAUAUUGAGCGCGGAAUAUGAAGUGAAGAAUAUCAAGCUGGAUCCAACCUCCGAAGAGUACAACUGGAACUACGCCGAUAAUUAUGUAGCUGGUCAUCGAGAUUAUCUCCAGAACCCAGCACAGCAGCUGCACUUCUGGCGAGUCCGUUACGUCUUGAUUCCACUCCAACUUCAUGGCAAUUCUCGGCGAAACUUGCAGACUUCUCACGAGGAUAACGAGGAAGAAAUUCAUUUGCUGGGGAUCAGCCAACUGACCCAUAUCUGGCAACGAUACAAAUACGUGUCGCCAGAGGAAAAGCUUUUCGAGACGUCAAAUCCCAAGCGAGACCAGAAUCCUUUGAACAUCAUGUACCAGACACGCAAUCCAUCAGAAGUCGUUACGGCAGAGCUGGACCGUUUACUACUCACUGAUCCAGGACUCGACAAUGCCCCUGCUCAGCUCUUACCCGAGUCCGAACUGUUGGAUAGAUCCAGCAUCAGUCUUAUGUCAUUGGCGCAAAUCAUCCAAGGCGAAAAGGGCGUCCGGAUGAUGGACCGGAGGUGGCAUUGGAGGUUACACUACAACUGCUUCAUCGGGUUUGAAUUCACAACCUGGCUAUUGCAAAACAUACGCGAUAUCGAUACCCGUGAACAAGCAGUCAAGUUCGGCAACGAGUUAAUCGAGCAUGGCUUGUUCCAACAUGUGGAGAAGAGACACAAUUUCCGAGACGGCAACUAUUUCUAUCAAGUGUGUCCCGAGUAUCGUGUCACUCGUCCAGAGUCUCGAGGAAGCUGGUUCCCUCAGCUUAGACCAGACAAAUCCAUGCCGUCGACUCCCGCUGUCGGAACUGCCAAGGACUCUCCUGCCAGCCUCAAAGCUCGAUCAGACAGCAUCGACGAGCGCAUACCACAGACUCCCAACACUCCCUCCAAGGCGAAGAACAAGGUCGCCAUUAUGCUAUCCAAAUCGAUGAAAUUCGAUGUUGAUCCGCGCAAGCGGUCAAACCGGCCGGAAGUGGUCGACCUUCACUGGGACCGACUGCAUAACCCCGAGAAUUGCUUCCAUAUUGAACUCAGUUGGAUGAGCACGACCCCCAAGUUGAUUGAGGAUACCGUGCUUUCCUGGGCCUCGACUGCCGACAAAUUCGGGCUGAAGUUGGUACAGGUGCCGAUCGCCGAAGCCUGUGCUAUCGACAAGACACAGCCAUUCCGGAAACCCUACAGGAUCAAACUCAAAGUCCCGCCACCCAAAGGACCACUGCACACAGUGUUCAACAAUGCGUCGUUUGCGCAACCGGGUCCUCCAGAUCGCCUCUACUACCAAAAAGCCAUAUUGCGGAAGUUUGAUUUCGUACUGGACUUCGAAGCUUCCUCUGCGUUCCCAGCAGACGUUGAAGUAUCCUACUCCUGGGGGAAGCCCGAUUACACUUACCCGCAAUACAUCCACCGAACUGGAAGCCUCCUGGCCCAGAUUACCGACGAAGGCGAUUUCCUCCUCCUCGCGAAUCGGCUGGUGAGUACCCGCAGCACCGCAAGUCGAGACGCAGGCCGUUUCGAUAGCCACAAUCGGUCCGACUUCCGAGGCCGUGCAGCGAAUCACGAUGGACUGGACCGUGUCUCGCCCCGCCUUUCUCCAAUUACCCGGCCUGUUCAUGACAUCGGCAACAUCGGCAGCCCACUUACCCCUGGAUCCGCAAACACUGACUCGGGAAACCUGUACCGCGCUCCGGAACUCAUUCUUAACGGCCUGGCUGAGUUCUGCAAUGAUACAGCCCAACUAGAAAAGUUCUACUCGGAGUCACAUGCUCGUCCAGUAUCCACGAAGGUGGAAUCGACUACCACAAACUUGAUGGAUGCAUCGAUCCCGUCGCUCGAGCUUCCUGCCAGCCUGGUCAGUCAUCCUGUCUCGCCGCAGCAAGGGUUGCCAUCCCGGAUUACCCGCGAGUCGCGUGAGGGACUUAUGUCACCGGAAGUUUCGCGUGCCCGGGCUCGAGGAGAAAGUCUCAGCUACAAUGCAAGCCCUAGGAGUGGCAGCUUACGACCGUUGAUCUAA